GCGAAGGUGGAAGAACGAAACAAGGUUUACUAUGCAAAGUAUCCUCAACAUGUUCGAAAUGAUCGAAAUUCAGACAAGUCUGCCUCCAUCAAGUUGUUUGGCAACAAUGUUGUUAUUCCGAACGGCGGAAAUCUGACGGUCUCAUGGUGGCAACAACUCGGCCUGCAGUUUGGAUCGCAUGGGAGGUUUCUAUUCACUCUCGUGUCCCGAGCGAUCACAGACUUGAACACCUUUUGGAAGCUCUCAUAUGGGCUUAUCAACAGUAUACAGAGAACACAGAGCUUUGACACCAACCGGAUUUACGCAGUGCUUCACGAGCCUAUCUACUGCCAAGGGUGGAAGGCAGGCUGUUCUGCUCAGCGCGUCAUUCAAAAGAACAACAGGUUUGUUUGGGAAAAAGUGAGGUCUGAUAAUGUCCCCAUUUGCUUUACGAGGGAGAUGGUACAUAUUCCUGACAUGUUUGAAGACUAUCCUCAUCUACGUCCCCUGCGAGGCGCAGCCAAACUGUUGGUUUAUGAUGAAGAUUGGUCUAUGUUGUAUGACAAAGAGGCCCUGAAAAUGAACCAAGUGAAAGUAAACGCUGCA
Molecule: messenger RNA, 585 nt
Organism: Suillus bovinus
Lineage: Eukaryota; Fungi; Basidiomycota; Agaricomycetes; Boletales; Suillaceae
Exons: 5
Source: RefSeq, a predicted model, not a curated record